This is a messenger RNA of Cololabis saira (Pacific saury), 4742 nucleotides long. It is a transcript of the gene rrp12, whose product is annotated as ribosomal RNA processing 12 homolog. NCBI's taxonomy places the organism in Eukaryota, Metazoa, Chordata, Actinopteri, Beloniformes, Belonidae. Bases 67 to 3945 code for a protein of 1292 amino acids. The transcript has 34 exons. The record is from RefSeq and is a predicted model, not a curated record.
AGCGACAGAGCCACCUGGAGGCUGCACAGCACAGUCGGAGAAACACGGUCAUUUUCAAACCCGAAAAUGGUCAAAUCGGGGAAACUUCGGUCUGGAUCGGGGUCGAAACUCAAACGGUGGAAGAAAGGACACAGUAGCGAUUCAAAUCCGCAGACGAGUCGCUUUCGAGAAGCUGCUAAAAGCCGCUUCUUCAGCCGACCCACCGGAAAGAGUGAUCUAACAGUUGAUGCUCUCAAGCUUCACAAUGACCUGCAGACUGGUCCUCUGGAGAUCCGUGCAGGCGACCGUAAGGAUGACCGCAUGGAAGAGGAGUCUGAUAGAGCUUUAUCAGAGAGAACCUCGGCCACCUUCCUCAGCGGUCUGUCCGACUGCUCCAACCUCACCUUCAGAAAGGUGCAGCGUUUCUGGGAGUCCAACUCAGCCGCACACAAAGAGAUUUGUGCAGUUUUAGCAGCCGUUACGGAGGUGAUCCGAGGUCAAGGAGGGAAGGAGACUGAAACAGAGUACUUUGCUGCUUUGAUGACAACUUUGGAGGUUGUGGAUUCAGCAGAGUCCCAGACUGCUGUGGCGUACCUACUCAACCUCGUCAUGAAACGGGUUCCUGCUCCAGUGCUCAUGUCUAAGUUCUCAGACACCACCAAGGCUCUCAUGGAUGUCAUGUCUAAACAGGCCACAUCUGACACCACCUCUGCUCUUAGAUGGAUCCUGUCAUGUCUGGCUACUUUGUUGAAGAAACAGGACGCUUCUGUCUGGACCUACCCAUCUACUCUGCAGGCUUAUCACGGCCUGCUCAGCUUCACUGUGCACAGCAAGCCUAAGGUUCGCAAAGCAGCACAGGAAGGUGUUUGCUCCAUUCUUCGAGGGAGUGACUUUCUGUUUGCAGACAAUGCCCCGACUCAUCACCCUGCGGCGGUAUCCACCGCCAAGUUCUGCAUCAAAGAAAUGGAGCAUGCAGGAGGCAGUAAGGAGGACACCACUACACUCCACGUGCUCGGUCUGUUGAAGGAGCUGAUUGGUUCGUUUCCUCUGGGAGCUGUCAAGUCUUGUUGUGAGACUCUGCUGCGAGUGAUGACGCUCAGUCAUGUGCUGGUUACAGCCGGCGCCAUGCAGGCGUUUCACAGGCUGUUCAGUGGGAAGCCAAAUCCUUCAUCGCUGUCGCCAGAGCUCAACGCACAGAUCAUCACGGCCCUGUAUGAUUAUCUCCCCAGCGAGAACGACCUGCAGCCUCUGCUGGCCUGGCUCACCGUUAUGGAGAAAGCACACGUACACCUUGCAGGUUUGCAGAGCUCUCUGAGUCUGGGUCACCUUCCUCGCCUCUUCUCUGCCGCCAUGUCCUGCCUGUUGUCGCCACACACACAGGUGGUCUCAGCAGCUACCGGUACACUAAAGACGUUGUUGACCGAAUGUGUUGCACCUCACAUGGAAGAAAUGGGUGUGAUAUCGGCCUCCACGUCUGCAGGGAAUCCCUCAUAUAUCUCCAAAAUGUUUCGUAUCGUAGAGGAUGGAUUGUCUUAUCGCUUCCACGCCUCCUGGCCCUUUGUGCUGCAGACUCUCGGUUGCUUCUAUAGAGCUGCAGGGAAACAGGCUCAUCCCAUCAUGACCAAGUCGCUGCAGUCUUUGGCAGACCUGCGCGCCACUCCUCACUUCCCCUUCAGCGGCGAGUUGGACCUGGCCGUCGGGGGAGCCGUGGAGAGUAUGGGGCCUGAAGUCGUGCUCACUGCCGUCCCUCUCAACAUCACCGGCUACGAUGAUGACUUGGAGUUCCCGCGCAGCUGGCUGAUUCCCGUCAUACGAGACCACGUGAAGAACACCCAGCUUGGGUUCUUCACGUCUUACGUCCUCCCUCUGGCCUCUACUCUCAAGCAGAGAGCGGAAGAGUUGGAGCAAGCAGAGAAGAAACUGGAGGCCAAAGUCUACCAGACAUUACAGCUUCAGCUUUGGACCAUGCUACCUGGAUUCUGCACGUGUCCCGUGGACCUGGUGACGUCUUUCAAAGGCCUUGCCCGAACUCUCGGCAUGGCCAUUAACGAACGGCCGGACCUGAGACUGACGGUCUGCCAGGCUCUGCGCAUCCUCAUCAACAAGAGCGGCUCAACGGAGGAAGCCAAGACCGAGAUGGGCCGCUUCUCUAAGAACUUCCUGCCCAUCCUUUUCAACGUGUACAGCCAGCAGCCUCCGGCCGGGGAGUCUGGGACGUACAGGAUGGCCGUGCUGGACACCAUUAAAGUCUACUUAACCGUCACCGACACGCAGCUGAUCUGCACAUUCCUGCAAAAAGCCACUGAAAGGUUGAGCAGCGCGGAGAGCACCGAGUUCAUACGGCUCUCAGUGAUGGACCUGCUGGUUGCCAUGGCUCCCUUCGUGGAUGAAGUCACCAUGACAAAAACAUUUGAACUGAUUCAACCGUAUUUGGAGGCCAAAGAGCCGGGCAUGCAGAAGAAGGCGUACCGCGUGCUGGAAGAGAUGUGCGGCGGGGAGAGAGACGAGUGCAAAUCGUUUGUCGUGUCUAAUCUGGAGACACUCAAACUCAUCCUGCUCGACACUCUGAAAGGAGCCUCUUCACCAGCAAAGAGGCCGAGGUUGAAGUGUCUGAGCCACAUACUGAAAAGGUUAAACGAGGAACACAAGGACUUUAUCAGCGCGCUGCUUCCAGAGGUGAUUAUAUGUACCAAGGAAGUGUCCGUCGGGGCUCGUAAAAGCGCCUACACUCUUCUGGUGGAGAUUGGAAAUGCUUUCAUUCGCUUCUGUGGAAACACAAACGAUGCCAUGGAUCAGUUCUUGGUGUUGGUGUACGCAGGACUCACCGGCUCCGUCACCAUGAUCACCUGCACGGUGUUGGCCCUGACGCGGAUAGUGUUUGAGUAUAAAGACUCCAUCGAGGUGUCCACCUUGGAGCAGCUGCUGCACAACGUUUGCCUGCUGCUGUCGUCUCGCACCAGAGAGAUCGUCAAAGCCGCCUUGGGUUUCAUAAAGGUCAUCCUCUUCAUCAUGGACCCCAAAACGCUGGCCUCGCACGUCACUGUCAUGAUGGAGGGCGUUGGAAACAUCAAAGAUGACAUGAGGAGACACUUCAGAACUAAACUGAAGAACAUCUUCACCAAGUUUAUCAGGAAGUUCGGUUUUGAGCUGGUGAAAAGCAUGCUGCCUGCAGAACACCACAAGGUGCUGGCAAACAUCCGCAAGGCCGAGGCGCGCACCAAGAGGCGAAAGCAGGCUGCCGAGGAGCACGACGAGUCGGACAGCGAGGAGGAGGCGCCUAAAGCAAAGGGCGAAAGUAUUGAAGACAUCCUCGCAGACUCUGACAGUGACUUGUCAGGAGAUGAAGAGACGAAGCCUCGUGGCGGUCAGAGGAAAGCAAGCAGGCAGCAGAAAGGCAAAGCGUGGCUCAAAGAGGGAGAGGAGGACGACCCGCUGAACUUCUUGGAUCCAAAGGUUUCCCAGAGAGUUCUGGCCACCAAACCACAACUAAAGAAGACGGCUAAAGUGGAUCACGGCUUUAAAGUGACCUCAGAUGGACGGCUGAUCAUCAGAGAGGAUGAUGAGGAGGACGGCAAAGAUAAAAAUGAUGCAGAAGAGAUGAACGAUAUCUUAGAAGAAGCAGGAGUUAAAACUAAAAAGACACAAAAAAGGAGGUUUCAAGAUGACGCUUUGGAUGAUGACAUGGAAGUAGAGCCUCUUACAAAAUAUAAAGCCGGCGGCUCAGGUAUUCACAGAUCUCUGGGAGGCGGCCAAGACUUUGGAUCUGAUUACAAAUCAAAGAAAGGAAAAGGAGAUGUAAAGAAACAAGGAAAACCUGAUCCGUAUGCGUACAUCCCACUGAAAAAGGCCCAACUCAAUCGCAGGAAACGUGCCAAGCUGCAAGGCCAGUUCAAAGGCAUGGUGCGGGGAGCCCAGAAGGGGGCGCUGUCUGGAAAGAAAAUGCAGAAGAAAAAGAGGAAAACAUGAAGAGCAUACUCCAUAUUUCUCAAUAGACUCUAACUGUGAUGCGUGUGUGAUGGCAUGAUCCUAAGCAUGCUCAAAUGUAGAUAAAAUACUGUUAUUAACAUGAAAGGACUUUCAUGAGCACAGCAAACAUGCUGAAUAUGUCGGCCUUUAUGAACAUUUUCAAACUUGACAGAAAAUUAUUAGAUGGUCAAGAGACAUCUAAGUAAUUAUUUUACCAUACAUUGAAUGAAUCUCUCGAGUGAUAUCAAUAAAUAUAUUUAUAUGCAAACACAAUGGACAAAAUACAGCUAUCAAAGGAAUAGUUUUGUGUCUGCUGACAUCUCUGGGUGGUUGAGUAAAAGCAUUCAUUAAUGCUAUAAAGAUGAUUUCAACAUCACUAAGGCUGUGUAGACUAAAAGGUUUUUUUCAUUUCAUCAUCUGAAACAGUCGUUUCCAGUUUUAUUUACACUGACAACCCUUCAAGACAGCAGUUGUAGGUUGUUCACAUGCAUUUACAAUCGUUCUUCACCCAACUGGGUUUCAGCAACUUGAGUCGUGCAGCGUUCUGCUCAUUAGGAUAUUCCCAGACUCGCUAUGAUUGGAAUUGCAGUCAAAUGUUAUGAUCUUGUUUUUGCAGUCUUGUGUGCUGAGUAAAAUGUCAAAAAAAAUAAAAGCAUUUGGUAUAAAAACUAGUGUGGUUGUUAGGAGGAAUUUGGGGCUAUCAUCAUCUACAUUACAUGACAUAAUGAUUCUGUUGCUAAGUCGCUGCAUGGACUUGGAAACACUUUAGUGAACAUGCCAGCAAAUAAAAAUUUACA